UUAAUAAAUGUAUAUAGGCUUUAGCUACCUUCUUAUAGAUCCAGGGCAAUCUUUCCGCCUAGUACGUAAAAUGUUGACCAUGUUCACAGGGGUACCCGCAGUCCACUCUUCGCGGCCUCGCGUUUUUCAGCCCUCCAUUUGGGCAAUUCUAGUAUGGUUACGUGUGGGUCCAUGGAAUGACUGAAUUACUUACCUAUAAUGGUACCGUCAUUGCCAGGCUAUAUAUCAUGACUCUUUGUGCCAACCCGAGCAGUUUUUGUUCUUGUGAUUUUGUGCCUUGUGUCGUGAACUAUUUUAUUGUUGGCUGACCUACAGCAUCACCCCCCCAAACAAAAACAUUAGUAGACUGGGGUUAUCGUUACAUUGGACUAACUCAAACGAUACCUUAAGUCUGGGAAGAACGCUAUUGGCUUGUCCCAUUUUGGGGGGAUUUGGACAAUAUGGCUUCCGCUAUCGACAAAGACGUGGAAAAGCUUGAGGUCGAAUCAAGACCAGGCACUGGCCGGGAAAGGUCCCUUGCAGCACGUUCCUUAUCCCAAAUACGCUCCUCGUCGAUCACUCGCAUCCGAUCAAAUAACGGGCAUGGUGUUGCCGACUUAGAAGACGGCGAUGCCACAGACGACACACUCACUCCCGCUCAACCUCAAACCGAGAAAGACCCUUUCGAGGUAGCCUGGGAUGGUGACGAUGAUCUAAUGAACCCUCGAAGUAUGAAUAUAAUCCGAAAAUGGCUUGUGGUGAUAACUGUCUGUAUGGGGAGUUUAUGUGUUACAUGCACAAGCUCUAUCUAUGCAUCAACGUAUAACCAAAUGAAUCCUGAGUUUCAUAUAUCGAGUAUUGUUGGCACGCUUGGGUUAUCACUUUUCGUCCUCGGUAUUGCUCUUGGCCCGCUCCUCAUGAGCCCCCUGAGCGAAUUCGUUGGCCGUAGGCCGAUUUAUCUUGCAUCCUGGGCAAUGUUCCUAAUAUGGUUGAUACCAAGUGCUGUUGCACACAAUGCUGCGACAAUGCUAGUGGCACGAUUCAUCGAUGGAUUUGCUGGGAGCUCAUUUCUCAGCGUUGCCGGCGGUACUGUCAAUGAUGUAUUCAGACCCGACAUGAUACAAGCGCCGAUGGUGGUUGUGUCGUUUUCUCCUUUUAUUGGCCCAAGCUUGGGGCCUUUGCUUGGCGGGUUCAUUAAUUACUACUCGACCUGGAGAUGGACGUACUAUGCGAUGAUUAUCUGGGCUUUCAUUUUGAUGGUGAUGGUCCUCGUUUUCGCCCCUGAAACCUACCAUCCAAUCAAGCUUCGCGAAAAAGCCAGACAUCUAAGAAAGGAGACUGGGGAUGAACGAUGGAAGGCUCCGAUGGAGAAAUCAACCAAGUCUGUGGUUAGGACCGUUGGAUAUUCCUUGCUACGCCCAUUCCAAUUGCUCAUCUUCGAGCCAAUGUGCCUACUGCUCUGCCUAUUCUCCGCCAUCUUACUUGGCGUUCUCUAUCUAUUUUUCGGGGCAUUUGGCUUAGUCUUCGGCGAUACGUAUGGCUUCAAUCUUUGGCAGACCGGCUUAAGUUUCCUUGGUAUAUUUGUCGGAAUGAUUUUGUGCUCUGCGACGGAUUCUAUAUGGCGUCGCACGCAUCAAAGGCUCCUGGCAAAAAACAACGGUAACCCCGAGCCUGAAUUCCGACUAUCACCUGCGAUCGCUGGGGCAGUCCUCGUUCCUAUCGGGUUGUUCAUCUUCGCAUGGACUGCGUAUCCGUGGGUCCACUGGAUUGUGCCUAUCAUUGGGUCAGGCAUUUUUGGCUGUGGUACGCUGAUGGUGUUCACCGGAAUAUUCACAUUUCUUGUGGACGCUUACCCACAAUACGCUGCUUCAGCUCUUGCCUCGAAUACCUUUACCAGGUGCAUGUUUGCUGCCGCCUUCCCUCUCUUUGGAAUACAGAUGUACCACAAGCUUGGUUACCAAUGGGGCUCGAGCUUACUUGCCUUUCUAACGGUAGCGAUGAUGCCAUUUCCAUAUUUAUUCUUCCGCUACGGGAAGCAAAUCCGAAGACAUAGUAGAUUUGCUACACAGAUAUAGACGUGGAUCUGAAUUUAUUAGCGG
This is a messenger RNA of Hypoxylon trugodes, 2078 nucleotides long. RefSeq names its product putative bicyclomycin resistance protein. Gene Ontology annotation, cellular component: membrane. The transcript is spliced from 9 exons. Gene Ontology annotation, biological process: transmembrane transport. The record is from RefSeq and is a predicted model, not a curated record. Gene Ontology annotation, molecular function: transmembrane transporter activity. Lineage: Eukaryota; Fungi; Ascomycota; Sordariomycetes; Xylariales; Hypoxylaceae. Bases 441 to 2054 code for a protein of 537 amino acids.